Molecule: messenger RNA, 3252 nt
Organism: Protobothrops mucrosquamatus (brown spotted pit viper)
Lineage: Eukaryota; Metazoa; Chordata; Lepidosauria; Squamata; Viperidae
Product: retinal guanylyl cyclase 1-like
Exons: 18
Coding region: 1-3252 (1083 amino acids)
Biological process (GO): intracellular signal transduction; receptor guanylyl cyclase signaling pathway; cGMP biosynthetic process
Molecular function (GO): peptide receptor activity; guanylate cyclase activity; ATP binding
Source: RefSeq, a predicted model, not a curated record
AUGACACGGGUUUGGUUGGGCUUCCUGCUUUGGCUCUCCAACCAUCCGAGGUGGACCUACUGUAGAGGACCCCCUUGGUGGUCCCUUCUUGUCUGGCCUCUGCUUCUUCGCCUUCCUCUCAGCGUCCACGCCACGACCUUCAAAGUCGGCGUGAUAGGUCCCUGGAAGUGUGACUCCAUCUACGCCCGAGCCUACCCCGAGGCAGCCGCCAAGUUGGCCGUGCGUCGGAUCAACCAGGACCCAACCUUAAACAAGGGAUACUGGUUCGAUUACAUCCUCCUCAACGAAGACUGCCAGACCUCCAAGGCGCUCACGGGCUUAGUCAACGCAGAAUACUACGCCUCUGGUUUCGUCGGUCCGGUUAACCCAACGGUCUGCCAGGCCGCUGGGAUGCUGGGCAAAACUUGGAACAAGCCCAUCUUCUCCUGGGCUUGCUUGACGGAUGACGCCGAGGUGGGACGUUUCGGGACUUUUGCGCGGCCCUUACCGCAGGCCUCCGCUGUCCUCUACACUGUACUUAAGCACUUCCAGUGGGCUCACGUCGCCGUGAUCACCUCGAAGGAAGAUCUCUGGGUCCAAGUGGGACAAAGCCUGGCUGACUCACUGAGGAACUUUGGCCUGCCCGUCACGGUGAUGACCACCAUGGAAGAUGAACCGAGCGGGGUGGAGGAUGCUCUUCGAAAGAUCAAGAAGGCGAACAACGUACGAGCGGUCAUCAUGUGCAUGCACUCCGUCCUGUUGGGUGGGGAAGAGCAGCGCCUCCUGUUGGAGAAGGCCGAAGAGACGGGCCUGACCAGAGGGAGUUACAUCUUCAUCCCCUACGAUGCCCUGACCUACAGCAUGCCCUACCAGGAGGAGGCCUACGCGGUGCUGGAGGACAACGUCAAAUUACGCUGGGCGUACGAUGCCGUGCUGACCAUCACCGUAGACUCGCCGGAGUAUUCCUUCCGGCAGGCCUUUGAGGAGGCUCAGAAGAGGAGAGAGAUCCCCGGACAGCUCAGCGUGGAGAAGGCCCAUCCUUUGUUCGGCACCAUUUUUAACGCCGUCUACUUCCUAGCCAAGGCCGUGGAAAACGCCCGCCUCUCCGGGAAGAGGGUGGCGGGCACCACCAUUGCUGAACACGCCAAGGACUUUGAGCUGGAAGGGUUUAGCCAGCCGGUGUCAGCGGACCAAAACGGAGGGGCCGAGGUGCCUUACGUCAUCCUGGACACGGAUGGAAGGGGCAGCCGCCUUCACCCCGUUUACAAAGUCGACCUGGCCGCCGGGAUCCUGCGUUUCACCGGACGGGGCGUCCAUUGGCCUGACAACACCAAGCCAGCUUCGGACUCCAGCUGUUGGUUCAACCGCGGCACCAUUUGCGCCGGGGGCGUGGGUGUCGGUUUUGUUUUCCUCCUCUUCCUCAUUGUUACUCUCUUGCUCCUGGGUGGAUCUGUUCUGGCUUACUAUCUCCGGUGCCAACUUCAGCAUGCCAAUCUCACGAAGGGACCCAACAAAAUUGCCCUGACUGCGGAGGACCUGACCUUCAUCGAUCUCCCAAACGGCGGGAAGAAGAUGGAUGACAGUCCUGGGGGAAAUUGCUCGGAGAAGAAAAGCUUGAAAAAUGGGGCGGAUCAGGAGAACAACAUAGCUGUGUUUGAGGGUGACUGGGUGUGGCUGAAAAGAUUCCCCGGAGGAAAGAGCAUGGAAAUCAAACCAACCACGGAAAAAGUUUUUUGCAAGCUGCGGGACCUGAGACACGAAAACCUAAACCUUUUUAUAGGCUUCUUCCAUGACGCUGGGAUUUUUGCUGUCGUCUCAGAGCACUGCGCCCGCGGGAGCCUCGAGGACCUUCUCCGUAAUGAGGACAUGAAACUGGACUGGAUGUUCAAAUCCUCCUUGCUGCUGGACCUUAUCAAGGGAAUGAAGUAUUUGCACCAUCAGGAAUUCCCUCACGGCCGGCUGAAGUCUCGGAACUGCGUGGUGGACGGCCGUUUUGUCCUGAAAGUCUCGGAUCACGGAUACAACGAAUUGUUGGAGGCUCAGAAAGUGACCCGGGAUCCGAUGAAGCCUGAGGACCGUUUCUGGACGGCGCCGGAAUUGUUGAGGAACCCGGCGCUGGAACGGAAAGGCACCUUCCGGGGAGACAUUUAUAGUAUCUCCAUCAUUAUUCAAGAAGUCAUCUGCCGCGCGGCGCCUUACUGCAUGCUGGAGAUGAGCCCGGAAGAGAUCAUCAAGAAGGUGAAGAAGCCCCCUCCUUUUUGCCGCCCCUCAGUCUCCAUCGACCAAGCGCCGGUGGAGUGCAUCCAGCUGAUGAAGGAAUGCUGGAGUGAACAGCCGGAAAGGAGACCCAACAUCAAUCAAGUCUUUGAUCAGUUUAAGGGCAUCAACAAAGGUAGGAAGACCAACAUCAUUGACUCCAUGCUACGGAUGCUGGAGCAAUAUUCCAGCAACUUGGAAGACUUGAUCCGGGAGAGGACCGAAGAGCUGGAAGUCGAGAAGCAGAAGACCGACAAGUUGCUGACGCAGAUGCUGCCCCCUUCUGUGGCCGAGGCCCUGAAGACGGGUGCGCCAGUGGAGCCCGAAUAUUUCGAAGAGGUGACCUUAUAUUUCAGCGACAUUGUGGGCUUCACCACCAUCUCGGCCAUGAGUGACCCCAUUGAGGUGGUUGACCUGCUCAACGAUCUGUACACCCUCUUUGAUGCCAUCAUUGGCUCCCAUGACGUUUACAAGGUGGAGACCAUUGGCGACGCCUACAUGGUGGCUUCUGGGCUGCCGAAACGGAACGGGAACCGACACGCGGGUGAAAUCGCCAACAUGUCCCUCGAUAUCCUCAGUGCCGUUGGCACUUUCAAGAUGCGCCAUAUGCCAGACGUACCUGUCCGGAUACGCAUCGGCCUGCACUCUGGGCCUUGCGUGGCUGGCGUGGUGGGACUGACCAUGCCACGCUACUGUCUCUUCGGGGACACGGUCAACACUGCCUCGCGGAUGGAGUCCACCGGCCUUCCUUAUCGAAUCCAUGUCAACCUGCGCACGGUCGAGAUCCUGCAUGCCCUCAAAGAAGGCUACAAGCUCGAUUUACGAGGGAAAACGGAACUGAAGGGAAAAGGCACGGAAGACACUUACUGGCUGAUCGGUCGGGACGGCUUCAGCAAACCCAUCCCUACGCCCCCUGACCUGAAGCCAGGGGCAAGCAGCCACGGCAUCAGCAUGGAUGAAGUUCCUGAGGACCGGAGGCAGAAGCUACAGAAAGCUCGUCAGGGACAGAAAAUGUAA